CUAUUUCUCUCCCUCCCACCUUUUCCUCCGCACCACCACCAACCUUCCCCUUAUUUCUCCUCGCCUCUUCUCCGCCCCCGCACAUCUCCGCGCGGCUAAAUCCGUAACCCUAGCCAUCCCGGCGCCACCCUCCAUGGCCACCGCCUCCGCCUCACCGUAUUACUAGCGCCGUUGCGGGGAAGCCGCCAUGAUGGGUUCCGCCCACGCCACUGCCGCAGGGAGGAAACCGACCGAGGGAGAAUGAGGUGCGUUCUCAGGCGCGUGCCAUACGCCGGGUGCCGGGCCAUGGGAGUUGCGGGACGGGUGAAGCUGACGUCGCUGGGCAGCCGCCCCCGUCGCAUGCGGCCGUCGUACGCCCCUUUCUCCGAGCCAUUCACGGAACGCCCGGUGCCGGCUGCCCUGUCAUCCCCUGCCUGGCUGGCGGCGUGCUUUGCGUAGAAGGCGCGUCUCCCGCCUUCUCCGGCGAUCUGGCUGGUCCUUCUCUUUCCGCUUCCUCUCUGCUGGUCUCUGCUUGUAGAUUCGUCUCUGUGUGAGGGUGACCCGACAUGGAGGUGUUUGGUGAUCGGGAUGAGGCGUCCGAUGCGGAUUAUGCCGAGGUGGAUCCGACCAGGCGAUACAUGCGAUACAAUGAGGUGCUGGGAAGAGGAGCUUUCAAGACUGUUUACAAGGCAUUUGAUGAGGUUGAAGGUAUUGAAGUUGCAUGGAAUCAAGUCAACAUAGAUGAGGUGAUGCAGUGUCCAGAUAAUCUUGAGAGAUUGUAUUCAGAAGUUCAUUUACUGAAAUCUCUCAAGCACAAAAAUGUAAUGAAGUUCUGCAAUUAUUGGUUUGAUGAUCAAAAGAAGACAAUUAAUGUUAUUACUGAACUGUUCACGUCUGGAAGUCUCAGGCAUUACCGCCGAAAACAUCCACGCGUUGAUUUAAAGGCAAUAAAGAAUUGGGCAAGACAGAUUCUUCAUGGAUUAGAUUACCUGCACAGCCACCAACCUCCAGUUAUCCACAGAGACCUGAAGUGUGACAAUAUUUUUGUUAAUGGAAAUCAUGGAGAAGUUAAGAUUGGAGAUCUCGGCCUAGCUACAAUCAUGCGAACGCCUAAAGCAAGAAGUGUUAUUGGUACCCCUGAAUUCAUGGCACCUGAGCUAUAUGAUGAGAAUUACGAUGAGCUGGUUGAUAUAUACUCAUUUGGUAUGUGCAUGUUGGAGAUGUUCACUCUUGAAUAUCCAUAUAGUGAAUGUAAAAAUCCCGCUCAAAUCUUCAAGAAAGUAUCCAAGGGUGUCAAGCCGGCUGCACUGUCUAAAAUUGCAAAUCCUGAAGUAAAGCAUUUCAUUGAGAAAUGUUUAGUUCCUUCUUCUGAGAGGUUGUCCGCCAAAGAACUAUUGCAAGACUCAUUUCUUUGCUCUGAUAAUGCAAAUGGCUUUGCUGGCGUUAUUAGUCCAUCAUCAACACCCGGAGCAGUAGAAAUCUCUCUGGAUUCCUUGCACAUGGAUGUUGACACUCGGGAAUCUAUGUAUGCUAGCUCUGGCAGGAAAAAUGAUCUUGCUCCACAUGCAUCCAUGCUGGAAUUCACAAGAACUAACAAAAAUACGGAACUAAAUCUAAAGGGCGAGAAACUUGAUGAUAGUUCAGUCUCACUGGUUUUGCGGAUCGCUGAUUUGUGUGGUCAAGCAAGGAAUAUUCAUUUUCUUUUCUACCUGGAAUCUGACACAGCUAUGUCUGUUGCUGCUGAAAUGGUUGAACAAUUGGAAUUAGCAGACUGUGAUGUUACUUUCAUUGCUGAUUUCAUUGACCUUUUGAUUGUGAAUCUUGUUCCUGGUCGGAAAUUGGCAAAUGAUGUAGCGAUGAGCCCAUAUAUGGAAUCUAAAAUUGUUGCAAGUGAGCAAGUAAUUAUUUCCCAGCAGAACCUGUCAGAGAUGGCACCUGAUUAUGGGUUGGUUCAAAGUACAAUGCAUUCGAAAGAUAUCAGUGCACCAUCGAAUAACUAUCAUCAUUCGGUCUCAAGUGCAGCUAACCUAGGGGGGCCAAAGGGUUCUGAAGGUUCAGACAUUUCUGUGCAGCUUGUUGGGAGUUCUGGAAGUCGAAGUGACUGUGGCACUGAUGACUGUGGAACUAUGUACUGUUGUGGGUACAAAGACGGAGUUGGUAAACUAGGCUGCAGCCAUGUUUUAGGUGAUGAUGGUUCAAGGAAUAUUCCAAUUUUCCAUAUAGGUGGAGCAUCGCCUGGUUCAGAACUGGUGAGUGGUUGCUCAUCAAUUUCUAUUACUGAUAAUCAAGAUAAGGAAGAUGAGUUUGAUUUGAUUGAAGCUCACUACAAACAUUGGUUUGAUGAAUUAGCAACUUUGCGUGAAGAAGCUGUGGAAGGGGGUCAUGGGAAGUGGUUACCAGAUAAUGAUGUUUAAUUUCAGCAGUGUCUCUCUGAACAUCAUAAGAAAGAAUCUUCAGAUAUUCUUCCUCCUUUCUACCUUUUGUUUUGGCUUCAUACAAAUGUAACCUACAAUAAUUUGUAGGAACAUUAACAUCGCUGUAGAUUGCACCGUCGCAAAGUGUGUUGAUAAUCAUUAUAUUGUUUAGCUAGCUUUCAGUAUUCUCAUUGUUGUAUUUUGACGCUUCAUCGGAAAAUGGAAUAGUUGACAUAUGGAUGCAUGAGGUUUCAGUA
Messenger RNA from Brachypodium distachyon (stiff brome), 2650 nucleotides. Its product is annotated as probable serine/threonine-protein kinase WNK4. Gene Ontology annotation, cellular component: cytoplasm. The record is from RefSeq and is a predicted model, not a curated record. The coding region runs from base 546 to 2393 and encodes 615 amino acids. Gene Ontology annotation, molecular function: ATP binding; protein serine/threonine kinase activity. Gene Ontology annotation, biological process: protein phosphorylation; intracellular signal transduction. NCBI's taxonomy places the organism in Eukaryota, Viridiplantae, Streptophyta, Magnoliopsida, Poales, Poaceae. The transcript has 7 exons.